AUGACUUAUUCUGAAAAACAACCCUUGUUAGAACACGGUAAGAAGAUUGCUGACGAUCAUGAAGUAUCGAUCCGGUCAUUUAAUUUCCCUAUUUUUGAAAACACAUUAUCUUUGUUCAAUUCCAUUAAUCCUUUUCAAAAUUGUUUAUCACCUUUGAGUCGGAAAGUAUCAAAUAUACUGCUUGAUGAUAAUAGUUGUGCUGAUGGUGACGGUGAUUAUAACUUACUUGAUGAUGAAGACACAUCAUUGCCUGAUUUGCCAUACGAAUCUGAUGACUUCCCAAUCUUGUUACCCAGGUCCAAAUUAUCACAAAGGGAAAAAUUGUUCGAAUUAAAGAAAUUAAUGAAGCAAUACAAUAUUGGGACAUAUAUUAUUCCAUCUGAAGAUGAACAUCAAUCAGAAUACACUUCAUUAUCCGAUAAACGUAGGGAAUACAUAACUGGGUUUACUGGAAGUGCUGGAAUUGCUAUUGUUACCUUGACGAACGGCAACGCAUUAACUGGUGAAGCAAUAUUAUCAACCGACGGACGAUACUUUUUGCAGGCAGAGAAGCAAUUAAAUCCGAGAUUAUGGAAGUUGUUCAAACAGGGUGCUGCUGGUUAUAAACCAUGGCACGAAUGGAGUGUUGAAUCUGCUUCCAAGAAUGAAUUUAGUAAAGUGAUUUCCUGUGACCCAAGGGUCAUUAGUUUGUCAAUUGGAGAAUAUUUUGAUAAACAAGCUAAAUUUCGUAAAUCAUUCCAAUUCAAACCAUUAUUGCUGGUCAAUCUUGUUGAUGAAAUAUGGGGUGUAGAAAAACCAUCAAGACCAUUGGAUCCUAUUUAUGUGUUACCUUUGGUUUACAGUGGAGAACACACUAAUGAUAAAUUAACCAGAAUAAGACAGGUCAUGAAAGAAAAAAAUAGUACGUAUUAUGUGGUGUCUGAAUUGGAUAGUAUUGCUUGGUUGUUUAAUUUAAGAGCAGAUAGAGAUAUCCCCUUCACACCAGUAUUUUUUGCCUAUGCUUUAGUGACUUUCGAUUCAGUAGUAUUGUAUGUUAAUGGCGACAAAUUGCCCAAAGAUGAUGCACAACUCAACGACUACUUGUCGAGUAUUGAAAAUUUGACAAUUAAAGAAUACGAUGAAUUUUUCAAGGAUGUUUCCAAGUUGAGUGGGCUCCAAGAUAAGGAUAUUGUUGUUUUACCCACAAGGUCAGCAACUUCAUAUGCUUUGUAUGAUGCUAUUACCAAGUCUGUUGGCAAAUCACUGUUGUACCAUGAAUCCAUCGUAGCCAAUUUGAAAAUUUUCAAGAAUAAAACUGAACUUUUCAAUGCUAAAAUUGCUCAGUAUAAAGAUUCUUUAGCGUUUAUUAUUUUUUCAGCAUGGUUGGAUUAUCAGUUGGUUACCAAAAGGAAAAAGAUUUCAGAAUACGAUGCAGCAUGUAAGAUAUACUCAAUUAGACAGAAAUUACCCAACUUCAAAGGGUUAUCUUAUGAAACUAUUUCAUCGACAGGUGCCAAUGCAGCAAUCAUCCAUUAUGCUCCAACGAAAACUGAGAAUCUGAUAAUUGAUCCAACUAAACCUUAUUUAAUCGAUUCAGGUGCUCAUUAUCUUGAAGGUACUACCGAUAUCACUCGAACCUACAAGUUUGGAUACCAUGGGUUGACUGACCGUGAUAAAUUGUAUUACACAUUGGUCCUCAAAGGUCAUUUAUCGUUGGCAAUGGCAAAGUUUCCUCCAAACAGUACUUCGACAGGAACCAUUUUGGAUGCAUUUGCUCGUCAGCCAUUAUGGAACAAGGGCUUGGAUUUCAAUCAUGGCACUGGUCAUGGUGUUGCUAGUUUUGGGCCAGUCCAUGAAGGACCAUUAUAUAUUCUGACGACUUCAGGUGGUCCAUCCAAGGGAUUAUUUCAACCAGGAGCUAUAUUGACUGAUGAGCCUGGGUAUUACGUUGAUGGUGAAGUUGGGUUUAGAAUUGAAAGUGAAUUGGAAGUGGUUGAAUGUGAUGGCUCAUUAGGGAAAACAAGACAAGGUGAAAAUUUCCUUGGCUUUAAUUAUUUGACAAAAGUUCCCUUUUGCAGAAAAUUGAUUGAUACCACUCAGUUAUCUGCAAUUGAAAUUCAAUGGAUUAAUGAGUACCACCAAAGUAUCAGAGACGAUUUUGGCAGUAAAUUGUUAGAACUAAAGGAAAGAAGAGUUUAUAAUUGGUUAUUAGACGAAACAGAACCCAUUUAG
This is a messenger RNA of Candida dubliniensis CD36, 2211 nucleotides long. RefSeq lists its product as uncharacterized. Lineage: Eukaryota; Fungi; Ascomycota; Pichiomycetes; Serinales; Debaryomycetaceae. The record is from RefSeq and is a predicted model, not a curated record. The transcript has a single exon. Bases 1 to 2211 code for a protein of 736 amino acids.